AUGUCCUGUAUAUCUGCUCUUCCUAUCAUUGUAAAACUAAAGCAUGGGGAGGCCAGGCACCGGCCAGAAGAUGGGUCAAGUAGAGCUAACAAUGACAGUACGCCAUACAAGGUACCCGAUUCCUUGAAAGAACCGGGCCGGCCAAUCUCGGCGGGCUCUACAGGCCAACAAUUAGUGCUUUUCAACUUUCCCUCACGGUACUUGAUCGCCAUCGGACUCGUGCCUGUAUUUAGCCUUGGAUGGACUCUACCACCCAGUUUGGGCUGCAUUCACAAACAACCCGACCCCAGAGUAGCCUCAGUCAGCACCCCUGUAUAG
Protopolystoma xenopodis is the source of this 318-nucleotide messenger RNA. Lineage: Eukaryota; Metazoa; Platyhelminthes; Monogenea; Polystomatidea; Polystomatidae. The record is from the annotation of a GenBank genome assembly.